Molecule: messenger RNA, 1873 nt
Organism: Megalops cyprinoides (Indo-Pacific tarpon)
Lineage: Eukaryota; Metazoa; Chordata; Actinopteri; Elopiformes; Megalopidae
Gene: dhrs1
Product: dehydrogenase/reductase (SDR family) member 1
Exons: 9
Coding region: 76-1008 (310 amino acids)
Source: RefSeq, a predicted model, not a curated record
GCUGUGAACUCCUCCGGCGGUGCACCGUGCUGCUCCUCACCCCUCACCGUGUCAUAGCGAGAAAUCCGGCAGCAGAUGGCGCUCUCUGGCUGGGUGUGUCUGGUGACGGGGGCCUCGCGGGGUAUUGGGAGGGGCAUAGCCCUGCAGCUGUCUGAGGCAGGAGCCACUGUCUACAUCACAGGCCGCCGGGAGGAGACCCUGAAGGAGACUGCAGCCGAGGUGAAGGAGAGGGGUGGGGACUGUGUGCCAGUGGUCUGUGAUUCGUCCAAGGAUGAUGACAUCAAAGAGCUGUUUGAGCGAAUCAGACGCGAGCAGAAAGGCAGGCUGGACAUCCUGGUCAACAACGCCUACGCUGGCGUGCAGGCCAUAUUUGACAACAUGGGGAAGAAGUUUUGGGAGACCGACCCGUCCAUAUGGGACACCAUUAAUAACACAGGACUCAGGGGUCACUACAUCUGCUCUGUGUACGCUGCCAGGCUGAUGGUGGCCCAGGGUCGGGGGUUGAUUGUGGUCAUCUCCUCCAUGGGGGGGCUGAGGUACAUCUUCAACGUGCCCUACGGGGUGGGAAAGGCAGCGUGUGACAGGCUGGCUGCAGACAUGGGGGUGGAGCUGAAAGGGAGGGGCGUGGCCUCAGUCAGCCUAUGGCCUGGAGCGGUGAAGACCGAGCUGGUGACCCAGCUGGUGACGGAAAGGGAGGCUCCUCCCGGUGUGGACCCCAGGUUCAAAGAAGUCUUUUCCAAUGGAGAAACCACAGAAGUGAGUGGAAGGUGCAUUGUUGAGCUUGCCAAAGAUAAGAAUCUGAUGUCACUGACCGGGAAGGUUCUGAUGACCUGUGACCUGGCGAGACGCUACGGGAUUCGGGAUGUUGAUGGUCGCAGUGUGACCGACUACACCUCGCUCUCUUUCCUCCUGUCCCAGGUGCCUUACCUGUCCUGGCUCUCUGUCGUCACGCCCUCCUUCCUGCGAGUACCCAGAUUCAUGCUCACCCUUGCCAGCAACCGAUUCUGAGCCUAGCCCGAAACCAGGGAGACCCCAGCGGGAUCAUGGGACCAAAUAUUUUCCAGUUCUACAGGAGGGCUGACAUGCACUUGGGGUACACUAACUAACCCUGGUCAUUGGAAGUGCUGGGUGGCCUGAGAGGAUACCAUGCACUACAUCUACAUUUUAAAAUAUUUACAGAACUACUUGAUUGGAACACAUAAUUGAAAAAUUGAUUUUGCUUUUAAAAUGCUCCCCUGGUAUGUGAUCUUAUACACAGUAAUAUGGACAUAAAUAUCACCCACAACUGCAAUAGAAUGAAUUAAUAUCCUUGUGAAGAAGGCAAUAUGGGUGAUAGGGUGGAACAGGCCAUCACACAGAUGAUGAGCUUCAUUUAGCAAAGUGCCACAGUGGUCAGGUGGUCAGUAUGUACAGUGCACUGGGCCACUGUUAAUGCAAGGCAGCCAGUGUACGUUUAAGCCUUGCACAGAAAUCGGGCGUAGAAUUUAGCGUCAAAGUCGACCCUUAAGUGAUCUAACCAGCCAGUUUAAAUAGACUCCCCUUGUUAGACCACACCCUGGACUAAUCCACAUGAGGCACAACACAGGGAAGAUAUUUUACUUUUUGCAGGAUCCAGUACAUAAUCACAUUUCUGUACUGUUUUACACUGUAAAUAACCCUCCUUCAGCGCAUGAAACAUCCUUCCAUUCCAUAUCCAAAUGCAAGCGCCCCUUGACUUUGAUAGUCAUGUAUAAAUCGUUAUAAUAUGGGAGAAAAAUGAAAAUGUGUAAUUGAGUGUGUGAUGAAAGAAGCCCUCUGGACUUCGUCACAAUCCUGUACUUUUCUACACACUGUGUCAUUUCAUACUUUGGUGUCUGAGCACUUGUUAAUACUA